Molecule: messenger RNA, 756 nt
Organism: Dichomitus squalens LYAD-421 SS1
Lineage: Eukaryota; Fungi; Basidiomycota; Agaricomycetes; Polyporales; Polyporaceae
Exons: 2
Coding region: 1-756 (251 amino acids)
Source: RefSeq, a predicted model, not a curated record
AUGGACUUACUGAGGUCGUGUAGUUGCCGGCGUGCUCUCCCACAGACUCAUAAGACGCGACUGCAGCUAUUCACACCCUCUUUGUCCGCACGCAAACCUCCGCUCAGGCAAGCUUCAACCAGUGCGAACCCGUACCCGUUCCCUCGCACUGCGCAUCCGACCCCUCACCAGAUCUUCCAUCUACCAAGGAGUGCAACUCAGGCGGACGUGAAGGCACGAUACUAUGACCUUGUCCGAAUCUACCAUCCUGACUCCCCCGCUGCUCGCGCUGGAGGUAUUUCCCCGGAGACCGCUCACGCACGCUUUCAAGCAAUAUCUUCCGCAUACGCAAUCCUUACUGGGAAGAAAUCGGGCUCCUUGACUGAAGGCGGGGAAACAGGAGAUGGCUUAGGCGGAAAGGCGCGUGCGAGCUACCACGAUUUGAGUACCGCUAUGUGGCGUGAAAGGCAAAGGCGAAAGGCAGAUCUGGAUGUUGGCUUUGACGAUAGGUGGAAGGACCGGCUCAUGUUGGGCGCAGUGCUCUUGGUGCGUUCGCUACGUAAAUGCAUGAUCAAGUGUCGAGCACUCACAGCUCGCACCAAGACCAUCGGGAUGUUCGUCUAUCAAACAUACGCCACAAGAGCGAAGGCGCUGUCCGAAUCUCGGCAUACAAGACGGUCGAGCACUCGCGCUGGCUCAGCCUCGUCCACUGAGCCCGCACAGGAUCCGAAUGAGCUCCAGUUGGUAUGGAAGCCUCCAUCGGAGGCGUCCGAUUAA